Plasmodium reichenowi is the source of this 345-nucleotide messenger RNA. RefSeq lists its product as hypothetical. The coding region runs from base 1 to 345 and encodes 114 amino acids. Lineage: Eukaryota; Apicomplexa; Aconoidasida; Haemosporida; Plasmodiidae. The record is from RefSeq and is a predicted model, not a curated record. The transcript has 4 exons.
AUGGAUUUUAAUUCAAGAAAGAAGAAAAAGAAGAAUAAUGAUUUAUAUGAAGAAAAUAUUAAUAUAUAUUUAGAAGAAAAUGAUAAUUAUAUAUUAGAUUUGGAAAAAAAGGUUCAGAGUUUAAAGUUGGUAAGAUCAAAUUUAAGAGAUGAAGUAAGGACAUCAAAUUCGUUGUUGGAUAAUUUGUCAGAUCGUAUGGAGAAUGUGAACAAAAAAUUGUCAGGAGUUUAUAGACGUGUUAAAAAUAUUUUAAGAACAAAGGGAAAUAAUUAUAUGAUGUACCUUAUAUUGUUCUUCUUAUUUUUAUUGUUCUUUAUGCAUUAUUUAUACAGGAAAAACAAAUAA